Molecule: messenger RNA, 5566 nt
Organism: Aricia agestis (brown argus)
Lineage: Eukaryota; Metazoa; Arthropoda; Insecta; Lepidoptera; Lycaenidae
Product: constitutive coactivator of PPAR-gamma-like protein 1
Exons: 19
Coding region: 164-2962 (932 amino acids)
Cellular component (GO): nucleus
Source: RefSeq, a predicted model, not a curated record
UGAAGAUGGAAGAAAAAUUAAAAUUACCAAAUUACAAAUGGCUUCCGUUUUCGACGUUCGGCGGCCCUAAUUUUCUAUUGGUAUGGUCUUAUAAAAUAAGGCAGCAUAAAAAACGUAACGAAAAUUCAAUCGAAUCUAAGAAGAUUGGUAGUCUUCCACGACCAUGGGCAUACAGGAUCUACAAAUAUUUUUAGAAAACGAAGGAGUAGGUGUUGAUUUGUUUCGAAUCGCUAGAACUCAUGCCGGUGGAUUCCGGCUGGUAUUAGACGCUGAAGGAUGCCUAGACCGUCUUUACGGCGGAUAUUUUUCAGAUUGGGCAUGUGGUGGACAAUGGGCUAGAUGUGUGCAAUUUCUAACUACACUUGCUCAAGCAUUAGCCGAACACCAGGUAGCCCUGUGUGUAUGUUUCAAUGGAGCUCAUCCUACACCACCCACCUUACCACAACAUUGGAUCCAAACUCAAGCAACAUAUAGACAGAGAGUCAACUCUGUGCUGAGACAUAUUGUAACAAAAGGCACUCCACCUCCAAAAGUAUGGUGGGUACCCCCAACUGGAUUGCAUUCCUGUCUAAGAACUGCUCUUCGAUAUUUGAACAUACCAAUUAUGGUGUCUUCAGAUGACCAUUGCCAAGAGGUUGUAGGUUUGUGUAGAGAAAAGACCUAUGCCGGUCUGGUUGGCUGUUCUGGUGAAUAUCUAGUGUUCCAACCUCCGAGAUAUUUUAGUUCCUCCCAACUAAAACUUACGUACAGGUCGUCUUUGGAAACCAAAGAAUAUAUGGUGCAUGACCUGCCAAAGCUCCUUGAUGUGCCACAAGACCGUCUUUACUUGAUGGCUGCACUUCUCGGUGGUACAAUGUUACCUGAACAAAGUCUUACUGACUUUUACAAGAGACUAGGAAUAACGCAAAAGAAGCAACAAAUUCCACCAGAGACAUUGAUUAAAACGAUUGCACAAUUUGUUCGUGAUUUGCCAUCGUCGGACAUUGAUGCUGCAUGUGUAGAAGUGUUUGGUGAUUUAAAUGAUCUCCGUGCUGCCAAAUUAAAACAAGCCGUACAAUAUUACUUGAAUGGUACCAAAGAUGGAUUCUUGAAAUAUAGAACUGCUUCUGGUCGCCGUCCGAAAAACAAUAAAAAGAAUCAAAAACCCGACAUUAGUCCUCAAUCAACAUCUUCCGACCUCGAUACCUCUAAACUCGCAGCCGAAUCUUCUGAGCAUGAGCAAAAAGGCUUGGAAGAUUACAAAUUGGCUACAGCAAAUGCUUCAAUGAACGCUGACUUUAGCAUCGAAGAACAUUGCCAUGAAUUAAGCCAUGGGGUUGCCGCAAUGACUUUAGAAGGUGCAGAUUCUGACACUCAGAAGCAGCAGGCCACCAAACCUACAAACAAAAAUGGAAAACCAUUCAAAGAGGCACCUGUUGGGCCGAGCCGUGGGCCGACGGAGGACAACUGCCCGCAGGCCCCCGCUGAAGUCUUGAGGACUUGUGCUGAGCGCCACGCGCGCGGUCUUAUGCACCCUCACAUGCUGGCCAUACUCACACACCGCCAGAUCGCCCUGCCAGUGCUGAUGGAGGACGACAACCAUCGCGAGAUACCAUCCAUACAUCACUUCUACCGACCUAUCCGUCAGAAUGUGUAUGCUAUACUCUACAAUAUGCACCACCAUCGUUUCAUGGCGCAGAAAGCUCGAGAUGAGGGAACAGCCACUGGCUCGAUGAUCAACGAGCGUCCGUGCACAGUCCAAAUUGCCGAGUGGAUUUAUUCCCAUGUCAACCCAGGGAAGAGCCCAGAGUUGGUAUCGGGGGUAGUACUGGACUGGCCAGUGCCAACUGUACAAAGACUCUGGUUUGGAACCGCUCAAGACGAUAAGUGUCGUCGCAUGCGUGCGUUCCUGUCGUGCAUGCGGUCCGACACUCCAAUGAUGCUCAACACAUCCUAUGUGCCCCAACAUCUGCUUAUAUUGGCCACUGUUUUGAGGUUCAUUAUGACGUCUCAGAUACAGAUUCUUCGGCGGCAGGAAUUGGACGCUUUCUUAGCAACAGCUUUCUCUAAUGAUCUCAUGAAUGCCCUUCAUCUACAAGAGAUGACGGUAAACGGCAUAAGCUCGCGUGGCGUGCAGCUGGCUACACUAGUGAUGGCGGGCGCGGAAGCGGCGUUGCUCGCUAACGACGCGUGCGGCGCGCCCGUGCCGUGGCUCGUCGCGGCCCCCUGGCUGUACUUCGACGGCAAACUGCUCCAGCGUAACCUGCAACGAGCAGCUGCCUGCAAGCAUCUAGCUCAGCUGUGUGAUAACCACAUUGAUACCGUCGUCAAGGUGGAGCGCAUGCGCAAGGCUAUCCUCGAGGGCCUGGAGGUGGAGUUCGCGAUGCCGCCGCUACCGAUGGUGGGUCUGAUGGGCGACGUGGGCGGCUGGCGUGGUCGCGGCCGCGGCGCGCGCCUCGAGAUCGCCGGCGUCGUGGUCGGCCAGUGGGGAGGCGGCUCGUACCCGACGCCGCGCCCGCAGCGGUACCCGCAACAGGUGAGCUACGUGGGCUACACGCCGCCGCCUCGCAACUCGUACGCCGGUCGCGGUUGGCGCGGCGGUCGCGGGCGUGGGCGUGGUCGCGGUGCCGCGCCCCGCCCCCGUCGCGCUCGACGCGAUCACGACGAGCCCGCCAAGCCGGCAACGCUCACUAUCAACGGGAAAACAGUAAGACCCGACAACAUUGGGUCACCCAAUGACAGCCCCAAUGAAGAUAACUUGCAACUGGAGAACGAUGGGGAAGGAUAUAACAUGCAAAAGGGCAGGGGUGGAAAGAAUAUUAAAAAGAAUGCUGGAAAGGGCAAGAAAAAGAGUACCACCCAGAAGUCUGACAUAGCUCAGGCUUUGGAAGCUAACGGGUCACUCGAUAAGAGCAAGGUGGCGGAUUUUAGUGAUAGUUCUGAACAGCACAUGGGCCAAGGUGAUGCACCAGUUUCUAACUAAUAUAUUUUCCGUAACCCAAAGGUAAAACCUUAAUGAUGUAUUUAUUUUUCAAAUUCUUUUGGUAUAUAUUUUAUUUUUAUCCUUUUUUUAUACUAAUAUUUUAACUAUUUAUUUUUAAAACAACAUUCAUUUGGCGAGUGAAUUAAUAAUUCAGAAUACUGAGAAACCAUAUUGAAAUACAUCUAAGAUAUUCACUGGCUAUUGAAAUACGAUUUUGCCAAGAUUCUAUCAGGUAGCAUGUGAAUUUUGGAGGAAUAGUCUAUAAAAUAAUUAAGACUCGUUUAUACCUACAAGAGGAUUAGGUAUUAGAUCAUGCGUGCCUCGAGAUCUUACUAAAAGACUUCCCGAUUAGAGACUGAUUUUGUAUUACUUCGAUUGACACUUUAGUGUGCGAUCAAACGAUUUGGAAGACAUCUUGAAAUAAAUGUGUUAGCGACGAACGCUAUCAACUUAUACUGAGACAUAAAACUGAACAUGAUAAUACCCAGGGGGGUAUGAAACAUUUUCAUAAUAAUAAUAUUAAAGAUACACUUUACGAACUAAACUUUCGCUGCUAUAAAUAGCGGUGAAGAUGUAUAAUGAGUCCUGAUAACAUCUACUGACAAGUGAUAUUAGAAAAUAAAUUAACGUGUUGAUUGUUAAGUCAUGUUAAAUUAAAAGUGAGAUGACUUAGUGAAUAAUAUGUUUAGUUUAGCAUAUGAAGAACUGAGUCAGCAUUAUUUAUUUAUAUAAAAUAUAUUUACUAUUUACCAAAUCAUUUUAUUUUAGGCUUGGUUUGGUUUUCGCAAUCCAGAAAGUGUCGCGUCGGUGACGGAUUUCUACCCGCUCCGAUUGCCUGUAACUUGAGACUUUUAUUUUACCUUUUCGAUUGCGGAAAUUAAACCAAUCUUUCAGACUUGUUUUUAGGAUUUCUUGUUGUAUAUUUAGGCUUUAUUGAAUGUUUGUACGAGUGUUAUGAAUACGUCAUCGCGUACACUGCUUUUGCCAAAUAUAGGAAAUGAAAAAUGUAUUGUACUCGUAAUGGAAUUAGAAAUUCUGUGUUUGGAGAUGAGCAAAAGCAGUGUACCGUUGGCGUCAUUUGUUUGUGAGUUGGGUUGUUAUACGGGAUCGUUUUUACGGAAAGUUUUAGUCGGACAAUAUUUACAUCAUUGUAAAAGUAAGGUUCGAACAUUAGGAUAGAAAUUGCAUUUAUUGAAAGAUGGUUGGUGCUUUGAAAUUAGUCUGAGAGACUGCCUGAAACGAGUCUGAAACUCAUAGAUUUAAGUCUAACGAUAAACGUUUUAUGAACUGCAAGAACAUUCGCACGCUGAGUCGUCCUCGACAUAGGGUAUUAUUUGGAUAGAAUAUCGUAGAUUUAUUAGUGAUAUAUUUAUAUGCAUUUUUGGAAACUCAGUGCUGCGAAUAUUCUUCACUUUGUAUGUAUUUUUGUAAAUUUGUUAUAUUGUUAUACUUGAAUUAGCUGGAAUGACAAAGGAUAUUCGAGACGGUCUCGAUGUGAUACUCGAUUGGUGUUAAUAUAACUGUCGGAUAAUAAUAUACCAACACGUUACAUUCCAUUUGGACGGGGCGUACCGCACACGGUAAACGACCAGUCGACACCAAAAGAGAAUGGAACAAUAUGAAGACUUUACAAUUUGCUUGUACCCUGGCUGAAACAUAAAAAUAUGUUGCCACAAUAACAUAUUUGAUUGAUUUGUAAUCAACGUUGAAACAUGACCAGAACUCGUGAAACACAAAUAUAACGGCCGACUCGCUAGUGGCGGUCGUGCAAAUUACAUAACGUACUGCAUUGACUAUUUUGUAUAACGCCCGCAGCCAAUGGCGGCUGCGAGGCUCGAUACUUCCGAACCUGUAGAGGCGGAUGCUUGGAUGCUAUAUACUAGCAUUAAGUCGCAGAAAGCGACCCACAUUUAUAAACAUAUAUUAUUGCUUGCUUAUUAUUAAUAAACACGAUGUGUAGCAUUAGAAUUUUAACUUCAAUGUAUUUUGAUUUGUUUAAGAAUUAUGUAUAACGACAGUGAAAGCAUGUUAGUGGAUUAUAUUUCAUGGGGAAGUGAUUUUCUAUAUUUUAAAGGUUCUUAAAGUAAAAGGCACCAUUUUGAUGUAUCGAGUUAUUGAAUAAUGGUUAUUCGAAUUAUAUGGGGAUGCCUUUUGUGUUACUAUGCGUGCUUAAGCUGCUUAAACAUAUUCUUCUUUGUCACUUUGAAACGUAAUGUUAGUAAUGUUCCGAGAAGGAGGUAGUUUUAUUUUUCUCAUAAAUCCAAUAUUUACUAUAGUUUUAGAUUAUUCAACAGCGUAAUAAUGUCUUUACUCCAUUUUAUAAACUUGUUUGCUGGCAGUGGUCUUUAAAAUAUAUUGUCAACAUAAUAUAAUAAAGUACAUAAUAUAUUAGAAAAAAAAACUUGUCAUGUACACUUUCGUAUUGAAGUAGCAAUAUGGAACUGUGGCUUUUUUGAAAACACUUAUAACUUAAAUACCUUACCCUGCUAUAAUAAAAAUUUGAAAAAGUUCACAUUUCUUGUAUGUUAUGUGAACACAAAAAUAUUGGAUGAAUUUAAAUUGUAAAGAGUUGUAUUUGUCUUCAAAUAAAACGUUCCAUUAUUA